ACUGCUCCCGUGCGGCACAGAACCAAAAAAAGACAGCAAGAUCUUUGUUCCUUCUUUUCAACUUCCGUGACCAAAAAUGACAUUAGAAACAGUGGCUCUUUGAUGGCGCUAAAUCAUGCGUAGUGUAUUAGUUCUGUCCAAGACAAACGUCAAGUAUGAAUGAAAGAAGUACUCUUCUGACCCAGGAAAAGCAGUUCCAAGAGAUAACGGAGGCCACGGCUGCUUCUAAACCAAAGAAUGUUCCUAGAUUUCCCCUACUGCUGCACGAUCUUAUACUAGCAUCUAAACUGAAUGAUGAGACUGCUCUUCGGACACUCAAUUCGUCCAUUCUGGAGGAAUUGGACUUUGGCGAUGCAGGUGAUAAUGAAAAGCCAUGUCACGGUGCAGAUUCAGGUCGCUCCUUCGACCAUGUACGCGUCCCUAAGCUUUCUGAUUUAGAGGACAUCGAUGGCUGGACACCAUUACAUUCGGCGUGUGAAAGUAAGAGCCCAGCAGCUGUCUCUUAUCUUCUGGAGGAAGAUUGCUCGCCUAACAGACCAGCCAGGAAUCAAUAUGGUGGCAUGACUGCAAUGCACGUGGCCUGCUUCAGUGGCAACGCACAGAUCGUAGAGGCGCUGGUCUGUGCUGGUGGCAUGUUGCUUGCACCAUCCACCACGAAUGGUCUGAUCCCGAUAGACCUAGCCUCGUGCACUCCUUUUCCGUCCAAGGCGUUAGCGGACAUCAUUGAGAGACAUUCAGGGAUCAAGGUUGCCUUUGAAUGUGGAGACGAUGCUGAGAUCUGCUGUGGGCCAAUAUUGAAGAGCAGACGCUUUUAUACCAUUCUUCCUGGAAGAGAGCUAAAGUAUCGCUUUGCCAGCGAGGAGGAAGUUCGUGAGGCUAUCUUGAUUGGAGGAAGAUCUGGUCUUCCAAAGCUAGGCAAUAUAGAGGAAGCAGCCAAGGCUCUCGUUGGUUAUGCCCGCUCUUCCUCGCCAAUACCGGUGGGAAAGGGUGCAACCAAUCAGUCGAUCUCAUCAAAAUUCUCCCUCACCCCGUUCAAGGAACCAAUAUCACCGAAUGCUGCACUGUCAGAUAGUUUUAGUGAGUUGAUGGCCAGUAGGGAAACGUACAUGAGCACAGCCCAGCAUGCUGUCAACAUACUGGACUCCGACACUGCCAUUGCCAAUAAGGAAAACACACCACCCGGUGAAAGCAACCCAGCCAGUUUUUGGACCAUGGCACAGGGCACUCCUAUCAAGAAAACUCCAGUAGAGCCGGCCAACCCCGACCUGUUCCCUGUGAAGAUAACUGCCAGGCCAGCAGCCAAGAUGAAGCAUGCUCGAUUUGCACCUGGCGUCCAGUCACCUAUCAGUACUCGCCCGAGUGGCCGACGGGUGCACAGCGGCCAUCCAGUCCUAUCUCUGCGCAAGCCUCUGGCCGAUAUCACUGAGGUAUCUACGCCGACUGCAAGGGCACCGAUGACAAAGCCUCCAACUCCUUUUCCCAAAACUGUGGCCAAGAAAUUGGAUGGCAUCUAUGCUGUCUCACAUCCAACCGAUGACAAAGAAAAUCAGAAUUUCAGAUCUGCAAAGGUGGAUGUUUACACAAAGGCACGCUCCAAGAAGACUGGACUCAAGCGAGUUGCAUUCCAGGACCACAAUGAAGAACAUUGCUAAGCUCAUCAAGUGAGUCUGAUGGGGGGCCCAUCGAGGGCUGUCCUAUCCUGAGGAUUUCUAAUUUUCUCCUGCACCGUAGGUGCCACAAAGCAUACAUGCAUGCCAACUGUGUACUUUUCCCGUGACUACUGUUAAUUGAGCGUAUCCAGUAUCCAGUAUAGAUAGUAUUUUGAGAAGUGUUACUCAUUAGCCUUAUGUCACGAUAUUUUAACCUCUAUUUUAAUUAAACGAGUUCCAAUGGAUAUUUAGCUGUAUCUUUCUGAAACCGUGACUAGAAAUUACGAAUUAGCCGUUUAUCACACUAUCCACGUCUCACUAUGUUGUACGAUCGUAACUAUCAUCAGUUCCUAACCCAACUCUUGUAGUAUUAACUAGAAGUUAUGAACAAGGAUUGGCUGCAUGCACACUUAUUA
Sycon ciliatum is the source of this 2065-nucleotide messenger RNA. RefSeq lists its product as uncharacterized. The transcript is spliced from 6 exons. The coding region runs from base 156 to 1652 and encodes 498 amino acids. Gene Ontology annotation, molecular function: protein binding. The record is from RefSeq and is a predicted model, not a curated record. NCBI's taxonomy places the organism in Eukaryota, Metazoa, Porifera, Calcarea, Leucosolenida, Sycettidae.